CACCAACUGCUUCAACUCACACCAACAACAUUAGCUUCUUCAAACACAAGCCUAAAAUUCCCUCUUCUUCUUCUAGCACAUGGGAGCGUUUCAAGAGCCGCUGCAUCGCGUCCCUUCCUCUCAUGGACUCUUCCUCGCUUCUCGAAUCUAAAAAGAACAAGUACAUCACCAACACCGCCCUGCAUACGGAGAAAAGAGACGAACUCGAAAGAGAGGUGUCCGUACUCAACAAAAUGCUGGCACACGAGCAGAAAGUGCACGAGUAUCUCGAACGAAUCCAUGACCGCAAGGACGGAUCCGCUCUCACCAUUCCCAAUUUCCUCCCGCCAAAAACGAAGGAGACGCUGGCUGAGCUGGCAAUGGUGGAGAACGAGAUCACCCGUCUCGAGAGCCAGAUCAAGCACCUCCAGCAUCAAGUGAAACGCGAAAAGGACGACAACAUCGAAAAGAAGUACAAGGAGUGGGGCCGCGCAGCCCCCCCUAAGCCCCACCACGACCAUCCAAACAAACGGACUAACGACCACAAGCCCGCGUUCGACACAAAGGCGCUCCAUUUCAUCAACAAGGCCAUCAACGGAGACUUCCACAACUCCAAGGCCCCACCAAAUCCCCGGAGAGCCGCCCUGCUCAAGCACCCCUCUCCCCUCCGGGAGCCACGGAAUCCUACUCCAAGGAGAGAUCGCGUCUAUGAUGUUCCACCGGAUUAUCCAACCCGAGUGGCAUCAUCAACUCCGUUGCACACGGAGGAGGAAAGCAUCCAUCGGUUAACGCCUAACAAGCUAUCCGAGAGAAUAAUGAAGUGCCUCAUCUUCAUCUACAUGAGACUGCUCCGGACUUCUAGAGUGAUGGAGCUCGAGAAGUCCGGCUCCAUCGCUCGUUCCACAAACUUCUCCCUCAGCUUCAGGGCAGAGGCCAACUCAAACUCGAAAACAGGCCUAACGCUGCACAAGGACUCGAGGCAGCAAGAUCCUUACGGAAUCUUCGAUUCCGAGGCGUCUGUCCCGAGGGAUAUCGGUCCGUACAAGAACUUGGUCAGAUUCACAUCCAGCUCCAUGGACUUCAAAUGCAUCCAGAAUUCAAGCUCAGUCCCUUUGUUUCAAAAAUUGAAGGUGAUGAUGGAUGGGCUACAAAAGGUGGAUUUGAGGUUCAUGAGCCAUCAACAGAAGCUGGCGUUUUGGAUCAACAUGUACAAUGCUUGUAUUAUGCAUGGAUAUCUGCAGUAUGGUGUUCCAUCUGUUCUUAAUCAUGACAGCCUGCUGAACCUGAUCAACAAGGCAACUCUCAACGUAGCUGGAAACACGAUAAACGCUCCGGUAAUCGAACGUUUCAUUUUGAGAAAGCCACAGGAAUCACUCGUCAAAGAGAUUCUUGGCAAGGAGAAUGAGAGCAAAGAGAUGAUCGUCGGCGACCUCUACGGGCUCGAAACGCCGGAUCCCAACAUCAUCUUCGCCUUGUGCUGCGGCACGCGCUCUUCUCCCGCCGUGAAAAUAUACACGGCGGAGGGCGUGACGGCGGAGCUGGAGCGGUCGAAGCAGGAAUAUCUGCAGGCGGCGAUAAUGGUGAGCGGCGGCGCGAGGAAGAUCGCUCUUCCCGAUCUUCUGCUGACGAACAUGGCCGACUUCGCGGCCGACAAGGAGUCGCUGAUGGAGUGGGUGUGCCAGCAGCUGCCGACGUCGGGAGCUUUGAGGAAAUCGAUCGUCGAUUGCUUCAGAAGCUUCCACGGCGGGAAGGGGGCCGCGGCGGCGGUUGUGGAGAAGAUAGCUUAUGAGUUCGAGUUUCAGUAUUUGUUGGUUGUAUGAAAGGAUUGUACAUAUUUUCUUUGCAAAUAUUUGUAGAAUUAAGGCGCUAUUUAUUCCAUAAUAUUGUCGAUAUGUUAGUGGAAUUUGAUUUUUUUUUUUUUUUAAGAAUGGUGAAUAAGAGGUGAUGCAUUUGGUGAUUUGGUGUAUGGUUUGUUAUGUGUGAAAUUUAAAGAGAGAUAAAUAGUUUCAUUAUA
This is a messenger RNA of Salvia hispanica, 1993 nucleotides long. RefSeq lists its product as uncharacterized. NCBI's taxonomy places the organism in Eukaryota, Viridiplantae, Streptophyta, Magnoliopsida, Lamiales, Lamiaceae. The record is from RefSeq and is a predicted model, not a curated record.